GUAGAUUCCAUGCUGAGUCACGUGGUUCAACACUUUCAUUGAGGUCGAACUAGUGUUCAUUGUCACACAGACAGAACGGAUAUUACAAUCAACAUGCUGAAGGUGGCGAUCCUCGCUUUGCUUUUUAUUAGCAACGUGAAGUCAGAUGGAGACGACGGCUCGUCGGGUCAUGACCUUUUCAACAAGUACGACAUCAAUCAUGACAAUCACAUGGGGAUAACGGAGUUCCGGCAUCUGUUCAUGGGAUUUGAUGCUUGGCCAGAGGAUGGUCGGGUCAGCGAACAUGAGUUUAUUGCUGGUUGGACAGCUUAUCACAGCGAAUUGACUGAGGAUAGAUCUACGGCUCUGUUUUUCCUGCGUACAGACCUUGAUCACGAUGGAUCAGUAACGGCAAGCGAUGUCGACAAGCUUUUCCAUAUGUUUGAUGAAAAUGGAGACAAUUCCGUGAGUGAUCGGGAGUUCUGUGACGCCUUCACGGCCAUGUAUUACCACAUCAAAAAAUGUUGAGUGUUUCAUAACAGAAAACAAUAAACAUUGACGAAUCUUU
This is a messenger RNA of Pecten maximus, 547 nucleotides long. RefSeq lists its product as uncharacterized. The transcript is spliced from 4 exons. The record is from RefSeq and is a predicted model, not a curated record. Bases 94 to 507 code for a protein of 137 amino acids. NCBI's taxonomy places the organism in Eukaryota, Metazoa, Mollusca, Bivalvia, Pectinida, Pectinidae. Gene Ontology annotation, molecular function: calcium ion binding.